Messenger RNA from Staurois parvus, 384 nucleotides. NCBI's taxonomy places the organism in Eukaryota, Metazoa, Chordata, Amphibia, Anura, Ranidae. The record is from the annotation of a GenBank genome assembly.
CGGGGAGACCAGAUAUAGUGAAUGCAGGGUCCGGGGAAGACCAGAUAUAGUGAAUGCAGGGUCCGGGGAGAGCGGAUAUAGUGAAUGUAGGGUCCAGGGAGACCAGAUAUAGUGAAUGCGGGGUCCGGGGAGAGCGGAUAUAGUGAAUGGUCCGGGGAGAGCGGAUAUAGUAAAUGCAGGGUCCAAGGAGACCAGAUAUAGUGAAUGCGGGGUCCGGGGAGAGCGGAUAUAGGGAAUGCAGGGUCCGGGGAGACCAGAUACAGUGAAUGCAGGGGUCCGGGGAGUCCAGAUAUAGUGAAUGCAGGGUCCGGGGAGAGCGGAUAUAGUGAAUGCAGGGGUCUGGGGAGACCAGAUAUAGUGAAUGCAGGGUCCGGGGAAACCAGA